This is a messenger RNA of Danio aesculapii, 2466 nucleotides long. Its product is annotated as opioid growth factor receptor-like protein 1. Gene Ontology annotation, cellular component: membrane. Gene Ontology annotation, molecular function: opioid growth factor receptor activity. Lineage: Eukaryota; Metazoa; Chordata; Actinopteri; Cypriniformes; Danionidae. The record is from RefSeq and is a predicted model, not a curated record.
CCUGUAUUUCCUUGUUGUUAACCUACACCAGAAAUGCUGUCGGUUCGCCGUAAGUUUCAACUUUCAUUUUCACUUAACAGUAGGAGGGCUGAGCGCGCUUUAUUUAACUAGACUUUCGGGAUUUUUGCUCUAUGUACUUCAUGUUGAUAACAUUUCUGAGGUGUCUGACGUCUUGCUUCUUUGGCCUGUUAAGAUUUACACAUACUUGGUUAGCUCGGUUUUGUCGCGGUAUUAGUAGUAGUUUGCGAUCUACCAAACAGAUUAGUAUGGAGUCAGAUGAUGACUGCGAGUUCGACUCCACAUGGGAGGAUGAAGACGAAAAUAAUACACACAGAAAUAAGCCCAAAAGGAGUCGCAGGAGCUGGUAUGCAGCCAGGGACAUGCAGGAAUUCCGACAUAGUUGCCAGAACCUAGAUGAUGAUGGUAAGGAUUAUUCCAUGGACAAAGCAGAUGAAGGCUUCCAUAACCUGAAGUUUUACAGAGGUCAAAUAAGAUCUUCACCUGACAAAAUUCACAUUGAUGAUUUUCACAACAACUGGCAAGGUCAAUAUGAGAAGCUGGAAGAUGUUCACUCCUACAUUCAAUGGCUGUUUCCAAUACAAGAGCAAGGUAUGAAUUGGAGAGCACAUGUACUCACAAAAAAGGAAAUAAUGCUUUUCCGUAGAGAUAAGGAAGUACAACGCAAGUUGAUCAAAUCAUAUGAAGUCAUGUUGGAUUUCUAUGGAAUGCGUUUGGACCAUAAAGAUACAAUAAAGGUGGAACGUGCCAAGAACUGGAAGCAACGCUCUAUCAACUUGAACAGACAUACACACAACAAUCUGCGCAUCACACGCAUCCUGAAGUGUUUGGGGACUUUAGGAUUGGAGCACUAUCAGGCCCCGCUGGUCAAGUUCUUCCUUGAUGAGACUCUUGUGAACGGAGAACUUGGACGUGUGAAACGUGUACUAGAUUACUUUAUAUUGCGGGUGUUGGACAAAUCAAAGAGGAAGGAGCUGAUUAGAUAUGCUUAUGAGCAUUUCAGACCCAGAGAAGACUUUGUCUGGGGCCCAAAGAAGAUUCUGCAAAAGGAAACUUCUGAAAAAGGUGAACAGCAAAGGGUGUUAAUCCGUGACUGCACUCAUGAACUUGAAGAGAUUGGAAUUGACAAACCUUGUAACAAUGAUGACCAGAAAGAUGAUGCAGUUAGUCAAAACAAACUGAAGGGAGAAAAUGUUCAAAGUCAUCAAGGGGCAAAUAAUGAGAACAGUCAAGGUAGCUCAAAUGACAACAUGGCAGAAAAUCACUAUCAAGGUCCAAGUGUUGACCAUGAUAAAGAUGUGGACAUGAUACCAGAUAACAUCCCUCAUGGUGAUUAUUCAGGUUGUGAUGAGAGUUAUCACGUUGAAAGUGAGGAAACUAAUGAAAAGGACAGGCCAGAUAGUCCAGAGAAGAUGAAUGAAGAGAGUGGGCCAAAUGAUAAGAACAGUCUGUACAGCUUAGACAAUGAAUUUGUAAAGGAGCAAGAUCAAAAGAGUAGUGGUGAUGGUAAUAAUGAAGUCCACAUGACACCACAAACAAACCUAAUGGUAAUUCUGAUGAAAGUAAUCCAGCUGAAAUGGGGGAAAACUAAUGAAAAUGACCUGCUAGACAACGCUGAAGUUGAAAUGAAAGAUGAUGACAUGUCUCAUGGUGAAAAUGAUAACAAUGCUGAAAAUUAUAGGCCAGGGAGUCCAAUCAAGUUGACCGAACAAACUAAUAAUGAAGAUAAGAGGUCAAAUGUAGAGACAAUUGAUGAAGAUGAAAGUAAUCUAAAUAAUACAGCGUAUACUAAAGAAACAUUGUCAGCAGAACAUGAGCAGGGAUCAAAUGAUGAGAACAGUCAGUGCAACUCAGAAAUUGAAAUUGUACAAGACCAAAAUCAAAAGAUGAAUGUUGAUGGUGAUGAUUAGUGAAAGUUUGCCCAAUAAGGGUGUUCUUGUCUGACAUGAAAAAAAAGAAAACGGACAACAGAAAGUAUCAAGGCCUUUAAUGUUUUCUUGGUUGUUCCCCACAUUUAAAUUACAUGAAAUAAAUUGAAACGCCUGCAUGCCUGGGCUCAAAUUCAAAUCUUUGAGAUGCAUGGCUUUGUUUUGUUUAUUUAACAGAUUGACAAUUGGAGAUUAAAAAUAGCAUGCAAAAGCUAAAUUUGCACUGUAACAAAUGUAAUGUUACUUAGAUUUUUAUUUUAUUUUUUUUUUGUGGAGUGUUCUGAUAAGUUUGUCUUGAACCUGAUUGCUUGAUAAGAAAUGAAUUGAUGAUUAACCAAGUGAUGAUUGAUGCAAAUGAAAGUUGUAAUGAUAAAGCAAGAUCACAAUUUGAAAACUGGCUCCAAUAAUUGUUAGAUUUGUAUUCUUUCUUUUGUAAUGGAUGAAUCUGUUGAAGUUUGUAAAAUAAUGCAGUUUUGUUUAGGGUUUUUGCUGGUGACCAAUUAAAUGUCAUAUCACUGAA